Molecule: messenger RNA, 1363 nt
Organism: Elgaria multicarinata webbii
Lineage: Eukaryota; Metazoa; Chordata; Lepidosauria; Squamata; Anguidae
Product: thyrotropin-releasing hormone receptor-like
Exons: 2
Coding region: 1-1191 (396 amino acids)
Biological process (GO): phospholipase C-activating G protein-coupled receptor signaling pathway
Cellular component (GO): membrane
Molecular function (GO): thyrotropin-releasing hormone receptor activity
Source: RefSeq, a predicted model, not a curated record
AUGGAGAACCAGUCUUGGGACUUCUUCGGGACAUUUGUGGGCAAUGCCAGUGCCAACCAGACCGUUCUGGACAAGAUGCCCCAUUUGCCCUUGGAGGUUCAGGUGGUUACCAUCUUGUUGGUGCUGCUGAUCUGUGGGGUGGGCAUUGCAGGCAAUGUCAUGGUGGUCAUGGUGGUCCUCCGAACCAAGCACAUGGUGACCCCCACCAACUGCUACCUGGUGAGCCUGGCUGUGGCCGACUUAAUUGUGCUGUUGGCUGCAGGGCUGCCCAACAUCUCCGAAGUUGUGGCCUCCUGGGUGUAUGGCUACGCUGGCUGCUUGUGCAUUACCUACCUGCAGUAUCUGGGCAUCAACAUCUCGGCAUGCUCCAUCACUGCCUUCACAGUGGAGCGCUACAUUGCUAUCUGCCACUCUAUGAAGGCGCAGCUGCUCUGCACCGUUGCCCGGGCCAAGCGCAUCAUCACCUGUGUGUGGCUCUUCACCUCUCUCUACUGCCUCAUGUGGUUCUUCCUGGUGGACACCUCCCAAGCCAUGUUCGCUGAUGGCACCCAGGUCAGCUGCGGCUACCGUGUUUCUAGGAACCUAUACAUGCCCAUCUACUUCCUGGAUUUCACCAUCUUUUAUGUCAUCCCGCUGGGCUUGGCCACUGUCCUCUACGGCCUCAUUGCCCGCAUCCUCUUCAUGAACCCGCUGCCUGCCACCCCGCAGCAUGCAGGCCGGCUGAGCAAACACGACAGCUCCAUCAGCACCUCCAGCUCCAUGAAGCUCUCUUGCCGGGGGAACAAGGGUGCCCUGAGCUCCAGGAAACAGGUGACAAAGAUGCUGGCUGUGGUGGUGGUCCUCUUUGCCCUUCUGUGGAUGCCGUACCGCACUUUGGUGGUGGUGAACUCCUUCAUGGACCCUCCUUACCUGAACAUCUGGUUCGUCCUCUUCUGCAGGCUCUGCAUCUACCUGAACAGCGCGAUAAACCCUAUCAUUUAUAACGUGAUGUCUCAAAAGUUCAGAGCUGCCUUCAAAAAGUUAUGCAAAUGUAAGCAGAAGAGAACUGAAAUUGCCACUCCGUACAAUGCCCCUGUCUUCUACAGCACCAUGAAAGACUAUUCCCAUGAUAGCUCUGAGCACGACGUCACGGAACAAGAAGUUCUCAACGGUUAUCCAGCAGCAGCAAGGAAAAGCAGACCUUCCAAAUAACACCAACUUCCAUAGCAGCGACCACCGACUGAAACAGUUUCAAUUACAGAUGAAUAGCAUGCCACCGGCCCAACAUGAACCUCUUGCCACUGGGAUGCAAUAUUUUCAUAAGGCGAAUAUGGUUUACUUUAAUGUUAACUUAGGCUCAACCUUUGUCAGCAGUUUGCAUAAU